AUGACCGAGCCUCAGGUUUCCAACACUUUUAGCGCCCAUCGCUUUCUCUCUGGUCAAGCAAUUGAGAAGCCUGUCUCUGCAAAUGGAACGGCAAGUUUUCUGUGGUCCAAGGUGAGGGGCCGCGUGGAGUUAGACAGCAAGACGGAACAGAAGACAAGUGCCUACAAUAUUCGGGAGUUUGGUGACGAGGGAGAAGUGUACAUGGUUCAUGACGACUGCAUUGAAGUCUGGGAUUGGGUGAUUCCGGGAAAAAUGCAGUCAGAUCGCCGUCUAUGGAUGGUAGCCAAAGUGACCGACCUUGUGCCAAGGGGCUUUGUGCUCAAGGUGUUCCCUAUAUGUUCACGGAGACAUCUGGGUGGAUAUUUUGCGUUGGUACUUGUGCGGAAUGCGUAUAAGGAGCUCCAGUUUCUAGUUGUCGACUUCAGCGCAGGGAACGUGACUGGUCUCACGUAUGCUUUUACGGGUCAUGAUGUCAACUUCGUUGUUAAAGGUUUGAAAUCUACACAUCAUUUUGCAAUAGGCUCUUCGAAUGGCACCGUCGUGGUCUAUAAUGUGCGUUCCAGGAAACGGCGUGCCACCUAUAGCUGCAUAGUGGUCAAUAACGAGCCCGUGUUUGAUCUGUGUGGAGAUUGGCUGAUCUAUAACGCGCCCUCGCAGUCUAAAUCCUUGAACAAAUGGCGAGCAGAGCACGAUCUUACACCGCUUAAGCUGUCCAGACACGUUUCGCUGCUAAAUAAGCUCUGGAAAGGCUUGUCGAAAACAGCCUUGGACUCGGUGCUGAUGUUUUCUGAAAUUUCGCACUCAAAAUUCAGGAAAUUCUUCAGUCGAGAGGGCCUUGCACAGAGCGGCGAGCAAGCUUCGGGACUGUCUACUGACGACGACGAGCUACUUCGAAGCCACAACUUUCGCGAAAUGCUCGCCGCCAUUCUCAACACUCUCAACGUGAACUCAAAUUAUCUACUGAUGGUUGACCUUGCGCGCAAUCAAACGAUGUUUUGUUUUUCUCCGCCAGAUGGCUGUUCAGCAGUCUCUCUCUCGCCCUUUGACCUGAGUGUUGCCACCGUGACAAAUAGGGGUGACGAUGUCUAUUUGUGGGAUUAUUCUAAGUUCGACAAAGACAUCACGCUGCUUGAUAAAUACAAGCGUGGCAAGACUUCUGCCGUGAUAUCUGAUAUCUUGUGGACCAGCAACAACCAGUCGCUGGUACUUCUGAGCAAGCCUAACGGCUCAGUACACUUGUUUGUUAAUGAGAGCUUGACCGGCAUGCUCCAAAGCCGUCCGUCUAGCCGGCAAUUGUCCGACAAUCAGAACGCCGAACAGACACCUUUCGACUGGUGCAUCUCCAACGCAAAUAUCAAGAAAAUUUCGAUUCCCACGCUGCCGAUGCCGUUGGACUAUCAGCGAUACCAUACCGAGAUCAGUGCUCUCACAGAUGCGGGCAAUGUAGUGCGAAUAGACCAGGAGACAGGGAGGAUGGUUUGGAAGUACACACCGCCCGCGGCCCCAUCCACUACCAGCAUGACAGGAAUGAAGGAGGUGGCGCCUGUUCCGCUGGAGCUGCAGCCCGUUGAUCCUAUCGCCGAAGCGGAGGUGGAGACGUGCAAGCCGUUCCCGUUUGUCUACAACAAUAGACGCAUACAAUAUGCCAAAUUCAAGAACGCCAGCGAAAGCCUGCGGCUCGAUGGUUUUGGCAGUGUGGUGGCAGACUUCGAGGACGUCAAGUUUGGACGCUUUAACGGUAGCGUAAAGUUCCACAGCACGAGAAGCGAGGAAGAGCUAGCUAUGGCUGCGAGCGACAACUGUGGCUCUGGCGUGGCAGAGAAUGCUGACCAGCCAGCUCAGACCACGGAAGCACCGCUACAGUGA
Messenger RNA from Ogataea haglerorum, 1866 nucleotides. RefSeq lists its product as uncharacterized. Bases 1 to 1866 code for a protein of 621 amino acids. The transcript has a single exon. Gene Ontology annotation, molecular function: protein binding. The record is from RefSeq and is a predicted model, not a curated record. NCBI's taxonomy places the organism in Eukaryota, Fungi, Ascomycota, Pichiomycetes, Pichiales, Pichiaceae.